Messenger RNA from Capsicum annuum, 3438 nucleotides. RefSeq lists its product as uncharacterized. The record is from RefSeq and is a predicted model, not a curated record. Gene Ontology annotation, biological process: DNA integration. Gene Ontology annotation, molecular function: nucleic acid binding; zinc ion binding. Lineage: Eukaryota; Viridiplantae; Streptophyta; Magnoliopsida; Solanales; Solanaceae.
AUGACUCAAUUUGAGGGAGAAUCCUCUAGCAAAAUGGAAAUUUUGCUUCAAAAGCUAUUGGAAGAAAUAAAGGAAAUGAAGAAAAAAUUGGAAGAUGUGGAUAGAAGGGUUAGAAGUCAAGAAAUGGCAAAGCAACCAUUUGAGGGUUUCAACCCCAUUGGUCAACAUGAUGAGGGAUCAAGGGGGAAUCAACAAAGAAAUCUUCCACCACAAGUCAAUAGAACUCAAGUGAGAUCCCAACAUAACCUUGAAGAGCAUGAUUCUUUUGAUGGAUAUAAUUAUGAUUAUGGAGCCAAUGAUCAAGUUCAACAAGAGAGGUUAGGUGGGAGAGGAAGAAGAGGAGGAAAUGGAGGGUGGUAUCCGAUUGAUGGUAGAGAAUAUAAUAGAAGGAAUGAUGAUGAAGAUCAAGGAUUCAACAACAUCAAGGUUACUCUUCCAUUCUUCAAAGGAAGUGGUGACCCGAAUAAAUAUCUUGAUUGGAUUGUGAAACUUGAAAGGCAAUAUGAUCUCAACAAUGUGAGUGAUGUUAAAAAGUAUUACAAUCUUCAACAAGGAAGUAAGAGUGUGGAAGAGUAUUAUGAGGAACUAGAGCAUACUAGGCUUCAAGCUAAUGUCAAUGAUGAAGAGGCGAAGCUUGUGGCAAGAUUUAUCUCAGGCUUAAAUAAAGAGGUAAGGCAUCCAUUGGAAUUGCAUCGUCUUUCUACUUUAUAUGAAGCUUAUCAAAUAGCACUCAAGGUGGAGGGUGCAAAGCAAGAAUUGAAGUCUAACUUUGACAAAGGCAAAUCAAAGGAGGACUACAAGGAUGGAGGUAACAAAUCUAAACUUGAAACUUCAUCUAAAAUAAAGUGUUUUAAAUGUCAAGGAUAUGGUCAUAAAGCAAAUAAGUGUCCUAAUAGAAGAACUAUCAUUGCAUUGAAUGAUGGUGGUUAUCAAAUCGAAGAUGAAUCUAAAGAUGGCCUCAUGAAGGAUGAUAGUAGUGAUGAGUUUAUGGGGGAAGGUUAUGGAGAAGAAAUUAAUGAUGAUGGAAAUCUUGUUCUUAUUGUGAGGAGAAGUACGAGUGCUCUAGCAAGGGAAGAUAUUGAUCAAAGAGAGAACUUGUUUCAUAAUUGGUGUAGAGUGCAAGAGCAAUUAUGUUUCUUUAUCAUUGAUAGUGGAAGUUGUGUCAAUGUUGCUAAUGUCUCUAUGGUAGAACAAUUAAAACUGCCAACAAGAAGGAAUCCAAAACCUUAUAGAUUGCAAUGGCUCAAUGAAUGUGGUGAACUCAAGGUAACCAAGAGAGUGUUGAUAAAAUUCAAGAUUGGAAGUUAUCAUGAUGAAGUGUUUUGUGAUGUUGUACCGAUGCAAGCUUGUCAUUUAUUGUUGGGAAGGCCAUGGGAAUAUGAUUUGCAAGAUUAUGAAGAUCUAUUUUUGGAAGAAAUACCAAGUGGAUUUCCUCCUUUGAGAGGAAUAGAGCAUGAAAUUGACUUUUUAUCGGGUUCUCAAAUACCCAAAAAAGUGGCUUAUAGGAGCAAUCCUCAAGAUACCAAAGAAUUGCAAAGACAAGUGGAAGAACUUGUGAAUAAAGGUUUGGUGAGAGAAAGUUUAAGUCCAUGUGCGGUGCCCGUAAUUCUAGUUCCCAAGAAGGAUGGGGCAUGGAGGUUUGUUGUAAGUUCAAGAGGAGUUGAGGUGGAUGAUGAAAAGGUAGAGGCUAUUAGAAGUUGGUCAACUCCUACGUCCAUUAGUGAUGUUAGAAGCUUCCAUGGGUUGGCAAGUUUCUAUAGGAGAUUUGUGAAGGAUUUUAGUUCUUUAGCCGCUCCUCUAACCGAGGUCAUUAAGAAGGAUAAGCCUUUCAUUUGGGGUAGAAAACAAGAGGAAGCGUUUAGAAUCUUGAAAGAAAAACUUAGUUCCACUCCAUUACUUCGACUUCCCAACUUUGAGAAGAGGUUUGAAAUUGAGUGUGAUGCUAGUGGAGUAGGCAUUGGUGUGGUCUUGAUGCAAGAAGGGAAACCCAUAGCUUACUUUAGUGAGAAAUUAAGAGGAGCUCCAUUGCAAUAUUCUACCUAUGAUAAGGAACUCUAUGCCUUAGUGAGAGCUUUAGCAAAUUGUCAACAUUAUUUGUGGCAUAAGGAGUUUGUGAUUAGAACCGAUCAUGAGGCUUUGAAGCAUAUUAGGAUCCAAAAUAAGCUUAAUAAGAGGCAUGCCAAGUGGAUAGAGUUCAUUGAGUCUUUUCCAUAUGUGAUUAAUUAUAAGCAAGGUAAAGAGAAUAUUGUGGAGGAUGCUUUAUCUAGAAGAUAUGAGGGCUACUUAUUUAGAAAUGGAAAACUUUGUGUGCCUAUGUCUUCAUGGAGAGACUUGUUAGUGAAAGAGGCACAUAAUGGAGGUUUGAUGGGUCAUUUUGGAGUGUCAAAAACCUUAGCUAUUCUUAGUGAACAUUUCUUUUGGCUUAAAAUGAUAAGAGAUGUGGAAAGAAUUUGUGCUAGGUGUUUGGAUUGUAAGCAUGCUAAAUCUUCUACCCAACCCCAUGGCUUGUAUACCCCUUUGCCUAUUCCUAAUGGUCCUUGGUUAGAUAUUUCCAUGGAUUUUAUUGUUGGGCUUCCUAGGACAAGAAAUGGUAAGGAUAGCAUCUUUGUUGUUGCGGAUAGAUUUUCAAAAAUGGCUCACUUUAUUGCUUGUCAUAAAAGUGAUGAUGCAUCUCAUGUUGUUACUUUAUUUGUUCAUAAUGUGAUGAAAUUGCAUGGUGUUCCCCAAACAAUUAUUAGUGAUAGAGAUUCAAAAUUUCUUAGUCAUUUUUGGAGGUGUUUGUGGGGGAAUUUGGGAACUAAAUUGCUAUUUUCUACUUCUUGUCAUCCUCAAACAGAUGGUCAAACCGAGGUGGUUAAUAGAACUUUAGGUAACAUGCUUAGAGUUAUGGUUAAAGGAAAGUUGACUUCUUGGGAGGAUCAAUUGCCACUAAUUGAGUUUGCCUAUAAAACUAUUCAUAGAUCUAUUGGCAUGACCCCUUUUGAGUGUGUUUAUGGCUUUAAUACCUUGACUCCAUUGGAUUUCACUCCUUUGCCCAAAGAUAUUAUUGUGAGUGUUCACUUUAGAAAGGAGAGAUUUCCAAGCAAAAGGAAGAACAAGCUUAUGCCAAGAGGAGAUGGACCUUUUCAAGUGCUUGAGAAGAUUGGAGAUAAUGCUUACAAAGUGGACUUACCAAGUGAGUAUUUGAUUCAUAAUGUUUUCAAUGUUAGUGAUUUAUCUCUUUUUGAUGUAGGAUUGGCGAAUUCGAGGACGAAUUCUUUUGAAGAAGAGGAGAGUGAUGUACAUCAAAGUGACGCUACUUCGAGAAGGCCCUUCACAAGAAGUCAAGCUAAGGACCUUCAAGCAUAUCAAGCUUUAUGGAUGAAGAUGGAAUCUUUGGAAGGCUCCAAUAUGGAUGACUUGAAGAUAUUUAAUAUUCUAAGUGUGUCUACCAUUUAA